This is a messenger RNA of Mangifera indica (mango), 1128 nucleotides long. RefSeq lists its product as uncharacterized. The record is from RefSeq and is a predicted model, not a curated record. The transcript has a single exon. Lineage: Eukaryota; Viridiplantae; Streptophyta; Magnoliopsida; Sapindales; Anacardiaceae. The annotation marks the transcript as partial.
AACCAAACCCACCAGACCAGCCCGACAUUCCCAAUACAAAUAACCCAAUUUUAUUUUCUUAUUUUUCAAAACAAAACAGAGAAGAAGAGCGUGACAGACAUGGCAGUAUGUGAUGCCGUGAUUGGGAAUUUGACGACGAUCUACAUAGCGGUGAUAGCAGGAAUCAAGGCGUACGGUCUGGUGUCUGGACGGAGCUUCAGUAGUGGUUUUGUGCUGAUUGCAUCGACCACAGUAGUGGGUGUCAUCUUGAUCGGGACGCUGACGUGGGACGUGUCACGUAAAGCCACCUAUGUAAUUGCGCGUGAUCAUCACGUCCACAGCCACCACGAGAUGUGCAAGGGUGGUAUUUGCUGGCACGGUGUGGCGGUAAGGUCACCGGCUUCUCAGGUCCGGUUCCGGCUGCCUCAGCAAGUUCCGUACGGUGCUUUAUAAAACGAAUAAAAAAAAAGAUCAAGUGUAAGGUAGAUGUAUGUAUAUAUAUAUUUAUAGAAUAUGUUUUUGGAUUGUUGGUGUUUGUUGGUGAAGCCACGAGGUGUUUGCGUUUUUGAUUGAGAGGAAUAAGGAUAAUAUAAUAAAUAUGCAGUAGGUAUGUAUAAACGGAAUGGAAUAAAUGAGUAUGAUGUAGCAGAAAGCAUUGUUAGUUUGAAGCUUUUGUUGGCUAUCUAUAUUCGAGGCGUGGGCAACGAUGAACGAACAAACGAGCAAUUGAAGAUUGGCUUGGUAGUGCUCCAAGUGUAGAUGGGCUCGACUCGAUAGGAGAGGAUAUGAGUUUGAAAUUGGCCGGAGAUUUAUCAACAUCAGACUUGUAGUGGCAAUGAAAUUGGUUAUUAGAUCUGGGGUUUGUAUCUCAGGCCGUGAUGUGGUGAAGAGCUGAUUGCCUUAUAUUUGCUAUUUGCCUAAUAAUACGCAAUGAACAAUGGCGCUUCCUUCCCAACAACUGUCUGCCAUAGUUGUGUGUACAUUUCUUAUAGUGAUUUUCUUCAGUGAGUAAAUAAGUUGUUUGUGAUUUUGAAUUGAAUUGAUCCGAUUGUUCAUGCUUUUUCUUUCAAGUUUGGAUUUUUGAGAUAUUAUUGCAAACACUCUCGCCUGUAACACAUUAUUACUCAAUCCAAUCGUCUUUUCAUUGGA